Molecule: messenger RNA, 4630 nt
Organism: Salmo salar (Atlantic salmon)
Lineage: Eukaryota; Metazoa; Chordata; Actinopteri; Salmoniformes; Salmonidae
Gene: pbxip1a
Product: pre-B-cell leukemia homeobox interacting protein 1a
Cellular component (GO): membrane
Source: RefSeq, a predicted model, not a curated record
AUCAGUGGAAGAAGGGGUCUGUAUCCAUUACCUGACACCAAUUUCACCUGCGCGCGUCAAUCAAGCCGCUUUCGUUACACAACACAUCACUUUGGUUGGUUGUUCUUUUUAAGGGAGGUAACGCAAACGGCCAUAUUGACAUCCCAUUGGAAAACACACUGCAGCAUCGGAGUGACGCAGCAUGGAAUUCCCACAUUUCAGAUGAUCACGACCGGAAUGCUGUCUGUAAAAUAAAAUUACGGGGACUAUCGGAGCUAAAACGGUGAAAUUGAAGUGAAAUAAGCGGGAAUAAGUUGUAGUUUCUGUGCUGAGCCUCAAGGGGGCGAUGUCUGACAACAGCAGCAGCACAGGCAGCAGCCGCAGCGGAUCCUUGACCAGCAGUUGGACUAUGCUGUCCCCAGAGGCAGAUUCAAACAAAUGCUGAAAGUAAUUAAAAUCCAGGUCUGGUGCCAACUGUAAUGACGAGAAUAGGCUGCUCACCUCAACACAGUAUUGGAUGUCAGGAAGCUGCUGAAAUUGUUAAUCCUGUGGAUGAUGGGACUGAGAGGCUUUGUGAUGUUCCUAGUCUGUCAGAGGAAGUCGCAGGGGCCACUGUGGAGUCUAAGCAGAGUGACCCAGAGACUCCAAUAGAAACAGUGUUGUCAGAGGAGGGCCAACAGGUUUGCCAGGAAAUGGCUCCUGAUACCUGUGAGGGUCCUGUCCCCUCCAGACCUAUCCUGUUAAGCCCAUCCCCGACUAGCGGUGUGCCCCUUGACCAUGACCUGGAGAGUCAACCUGAACCCCCCAUCAUCCAUUCUAUGGUAACCAGCUCCCCCACUGACAAUGAGCAGUUCGCUGCCAUGCCCUUUGUCACUCAUGUCGACCUGGUUGUGCCAUUGGAUGCAUCCUUCACAGAACCACCCCCCUCAGAGGUUGAGCUUGAGUUAAGCCCCGUCCCUGAGAGCUCUCCUCUUGAUACCCACACUGAUACAGGCCCUGUACCUGAGAGUAUUGCCCUAGAGACUAGUGCCCCUAGUGCCGAACAUGACAUAAGCAUUCACACAGAGACUCCCACCCCAACGGGCCCCCCAUCUGACACUGUCACUGAUAUUGGCCCUGCCCCAGAACCACAUGCUGCUCCAGAAAGCCCAGCCCCUGAUAGUCCUCCUCCAGAUACCAUUGGUUCAGAGGAUGCAGCACAAGAGCCAUCACUGGAAACGGUGGAGACAGAAUUGCCUGAAAAAGUGACUCAUAUACCAAAGGAAAAAGAAUCUCCCAGUAGCUUUGACUUUGGAAGAGCUGACACGAGUGCUGAGGAAGGAAAUGGUCUGAGGAGGAGAAAUGUGGCACCAACAAUGACAUCGGAGGAGGAUGAUGAUGAUGAGGAGGAGGUGGAGUUCAAACUGGCAGAGAGGAAAGGGGGAAAGAAGGGCUUCUCUAUGAACACAUGCAUUGUGGCAGCCCUGGUCCUGCUCUGUCUAGGGUCCCUCUUCCUCUCCGAUGACUCGGAUGGGCUGAGUGGGGCAGAACAAAACCAGGACUGGCUAAACAAUCCUCAGAAGAUGAAGGAGCUUUUGGACAAACUGACACAAGAAAAUCAUCAAAUCUCCCAGUUAGAAACACAGCUUCAGGCCCAUAAAGAAGAACUUGACUCGGCACUAAAUGCAGGAUCAGCAACGGGUAAUGAAAACGGAAAAGGAGAUCUGGAGCAAGAAAAUACUAUGAAAGAAGAGCUGUCAUCCCUGCCUGGCCUGAAGGAGGAGCUGGAGUCGCUGAGGGCCAGAGUGACCGAACUGUCCCAACUCACUGCAGCCAACCAGGACACAGCCCCACUGCCCUCAAGCCCAACUCCACCACCUACUGGCCAACCUGGAAUUAGCAACCAGAGUAGCACCACAGUAGUGCCCGAAAGGAGGAGUGACCUGAGAGCGCGUGCCAGGGUGAAGGAAGAGCUUCAGAGGCAGAAGGCGCUGUUGGAGGAAAGCAGGAAGAGACUGGAGGGGAGGAAGAAGGAUGAAGGGUACCAGAAGAGGGAGAGCCUGGCUGAGAUCCAGAGGAGGCUCAGUGAGCAGGUGGCGAAGAUGGGGAAGAGGAGUGAGGGCAAGAAAAAGCCAUGGGAGAGCAGGAACAAGAAGGAUGGGAAAAAAGGCAAGGACAACAGCAAAGGCCACUGGAAAAAGGAAGAGAAGGAGUGGAAGGGAGAGAAGUACUGGAAACACAGCAAAGACAUGGAGGGCAGAUGGAAGGAGAAAGAUGAGAGAAAGGUGAGGGACUGGAAGGCCAACAAAGAAAACUCUCAUAAAGAGGCCUGCAAGAAAUCCCAGGAUGAAUGGGAGAGGGAGAAGAACGAGCGCAGGCUGGACAGGGAUAAAAGAAAGCAGGAGAGACCCUGGAAGUCCAGGAAAGAGUCCAAUCAUCACCAUCAACAAGACUCCAACCAUCAGGAGCAACAUCAGCACCACCAGUAUGAACACACCAGCUUCUGGAAGCACCAGGAAGAGAAACUUGGACGAAACGUUCGCCCCCUGGUGGGUUGCAGCAGUGUUGAGGACUGCGCUAGCCAGGAAGGGCUCUUUCCUGUGGAACUGUCUGAAUUCGAGGAGUUGUUAGAUGGCUACCUGAGCAAGCUGGAGAGGGCUACGUCGGACAGCAAGGCCGAGAUCCAGAAGCUGGCCGCCAUGUUUUUCCGAGACGGUGUGUUCGUCCAUGACAAAGUUCUCUUCAGUGACUUCGCUGAAGAUGUGGCGGAAAUUUUAGAGGACAUGGUGGACAUUUUGGAGGUUGAUGGGCAGGAUGAUGACGGCCUGGAGGAGGCGAUGGAGGAGUUUGAACGAGAAGCUUUGUGGAAGUUUGCAGCCACUACAUAGAUAGCAAUAAUUCAGAAGAAAAUGCAACAUCAAGAUACAGCAAUGGUAUUACAUGGUGGUAUACAGCAGGUAUUUUAAGGCUUCUGGAACAAGGAGUGAUCUUGCAUCUCGUAAACAUGUCCCUAUCUCUGCAUCUAUAAUUAGCUGAAAUCGUUCUUGUCUUUCGGGACUCGGUCGUUACCUCCUUAUGUCAGUUCAUGUCAUGUCUUCAAUGCCAAGCCCUACAUGUUGACAGUUGUGUAGAGUUGAUUUGCAUAUAGGGGUUGGCACUUGUAAUGUCGCGGUUCAAGAUCAAAACAGGAUAAGAUUCACAGCAAUGUGAACUCUAUGCUCCCACAACAACUGAUUGCUGAUCAGUCUCUCCUCUGUUGUCAUCGUUAGGAUCAGAUCUAGUUGAACCGGUUCUGUAUCAGCUCCGUUAGCUUCUGUUGUAUCAGCUCUGCAAACAUACAGUGCUGUGUAGGCGCUAGGCCCUUAGUGGUUGGUUUCUGUUUUUUGCUAAUUGUCUUAACAUUUGAGUAUAAUGGUUGGUGAAAGCAGAACAUUCUGGAACAUUUUAAUGAAAGCAGAAGGUGCCCUGCCAAGUCAGGACGGAGGCCCAGCUCUGCUGCCUCAAUCGCAUUGGCACAAGCAGUAGUUCUUACUACUUAUUCACACUGAGAUCAUGAUUGUGGUGUCCUAAUGUGGCUGGAAUCAAUUCUAAUAUAGCUCAGUGUACUAUGCUGAGUUAGACAUGUAGAUAAAGGAGUGCAAAACCAAAUUGACAAUUUGACACAUCUGAACUAUUGUUUUUGACACAUUUUGAUCAAUCAAUGGUAUUUUCAAUAAGCACUGUUAUUGGUUGCAUUUUCCUUUUUAUAGUUAUUUUGAUUACGGUGAUGUAACCUGGAAUAUAUGUCUAUAUGAGAUCGGUUUAACUGAUGUUUUGUCACGCAAUGCCAUUUACGCAAUGCCAGAUUUCAAAGUCAAACUAACUACAAGGUUAUGACAUUAGUACAUAUUAAAAGUAAUAGUUGGUACUUUACAAGAGUUGAACCUGUACACAUUUCAGGAUGACUGUUUUUAUGUUUAUCUGUUGUCAGACUCACUAUCAAUUACAUUAGGCUUUCAGGUUUUCAUAGCUUUUUUUGUGUUUUUUUUAAAGAACGAUAAGACUAGUCCCUAAUUUUGCUUAGCAUUUUAACAUCAAACCAACACUAGCUGUUCAAAUGUCAUAUGUCCUUUUAAAGUAUAUAAUGUCAAAGAAAUUGCUUAAGAUUUAUUUUUAAGAUUUUGUUUCUGCCAGCUAUGUGCCUUUUUUUAUUUUUUUAUGUCAAUUUUCACACUUGGAUUGACAGUGUUUGACAAACAACUAAAUUGGUUUGCUUCUGUAAGCUUAAGAAUUCAAACUAUUUGUUAACUUGAUUGGUGUAUGGUCCAGUUAUUUUUUUGUUGGUCUUUUGUGAAGAGAGAAAAUGUAGGAGGAUACUCCUUUUGUGAAUUUAAUUAGAUAUAGUAAGUAAUAUUUUAUGUUUUUGGUUGAAUUUAAAACCUGUAAAUGUAAAUUCAUUGUUCAAGCUUUUUGACCAAAGAAGUCUAGCGACGAUGUGGAUAAAUACUUAAAAUAAUAAGCAACUUGAGAGAUUAUAAACAAACUGCAUAAGAUGAGGAAAUUAAAUUUUUUCAACUCUCCAAAAUGCACAUGAUUACAUAUGUAACAAAAUGUUAUUUUACAAUGGACAUAUAAUUUAGGAGUCGGGACAAUCCCAGUUUUAGCAUUUAAUAAAAUCGAGUCUCAGCAGCCA